Messenger RNA from Culicoides brevitarsis, 1840 nucleotides. RefSeq names its product zinc carboxypeptidase-like. NCBI's taxonomy places the organism in Eukaryota, Metazoa, Arthropoda, Insecta, Diptera, Ceratopogonidae. The record is from RefSeq and is a predicted model, not a curated record. The transcript is spliced from 4 exons. Gene Ontology annotation, biological process: proteolysis. Bases 322 to 1548 code for a protein of 408 amino acids. Gene Ontology annotation, molecular function: metallocarboxypeptidase activity; zinc ion binding.
GGAAGUGUUUUGUUGAUAUUUGCUGAAAAAUUUUCAUUUUUUAUUAAAAUUUAUUAAAAAUUGAUAAAAUAUUUUACUUUAAAAGUGUUCAAAAAUUAUUUUUUCAUAAAAAAAUUAUUAAUUUUUAAAUUUUCUUAAGAAAUUUUAUCAAAAAUUGUUAAAAAUUAAGAAGAAAAAAAUUAUUUGUUUACACUUCUGAUUCAGCAUUAAAUCAAAAAUUACUCUCAAAGCCGGUUUUCUCUCAAUUUUCUCACUUUUAAGUAAAAAGCCAGGCGUUAACUGAUUAUUUAAAUUUUUUGAACGUUAAAAAUUUUCAUUUCAAUGGCAAGUCCCAAGGCUCGUUAUGAUCAUUAUCGUCUCUACAGAGUUCAUUUAGCAACCGAUGAGCAACUGAAGACGUUCCAGGAACUCGAAGCUCGUAGUGACAGCUAUGUUUUUUACGGGCAUGCACGAGUUGUGGGUCAAAAAGUCACUUUGAUGGUCGCUGCACAUAAAAUUGCGGAAUUUGCUGUUGAUAUUUUGGAUAAAUAUGGCGUUCAAUACGAAUUAUUGGAGUGUAAUAUGCAACGAAAAAUGGAUGUCGAAGCAACAAAUGUUCUUCCGAAGGACACAAAAGCCGAAAAUUUCGACUGGGAGCAUUACUUUCACCUGGAAACGAUCAAUAACUGGCUUGAAAAAUGCGUUUCGGAGUAUUCAUUCGUGUCGUCUCUCAGUCUUGGUGACAGCUUCGAAGGAUUGCCGAUCAAAGGUGUGAAAAUCGCAUUUGGAGGCGAUGAAAAACCCGCAAUUUUCGUCGAAGGAGGCAUUCAUGCGCGAGAAUGGAUUAGUCCAGCGACAGCUACGUACAUUUUGAACGAAAUUUUAACGUCGAAGGAUGAAAAAAUUGUGGAUUUGCGUGAAAAUUACACUUGGUACUUCUUUCCCGUUGUCAAUCCCGAUGGUUACAAGUUCACGUUCGAGCAUGAUCGGUUAUGGCGCAAGAAUCGUCAACCACAUUCGUUGGUUUACAAAGGUGUUGAUUUAAAUCGAAACUUUGACAGUGCAUGGAAUGGCAACGGAUCGAGUGCAGAUCCCGCGAAUUACGAUUAUGCCGGAAGUAAAGCGUUUUCGGAGCCAGAAAGUGCAGCAAUUGCCAAAUUUAUCCUCGAGAAUGGCAAGAAAAUUAAAAGUUACAUUGCGCUUCACUCGUAUUCGCAGCUUGUUAUGUUUCCCUUUGGUCAUACAGCGGAGCCCAUUAGAAACUACGAGGAUCACAAACGCAUCGUAGAAAAAGCAAAAAUCGCCAUUCACGAAACGCACGGAAAAGUUUACAACGUUGGAAGUAAACACGAAACAAUUUACCCGUCGAGCGGCGGAAGCAUUGAUUGGGCUUACGACACUGGAAAAAUCCCCAUUUCUGUAACUUUUGAGCUGCGAGGUCCUCCCGACAGUGCCGACAUGUUUAUUCUGCCAGCCGAAGAAAUUAUUCCAACGGCCCAAGAAGCACUCGCAGCUUUUAUUGCGAUCGUCAAUGAAGCAAAACUACUCGGCUACUAUAAAAAUGUCUAAAAAAAAUUUGCAAAUUAUCAAAUAAAAUUCACUUAAUUACUACAAACUGUCACUUUUUGACACGAUACCUGACAAAUUGUCUUGUCUAUUGUCUUCUAACAAAUUUUUUUUUUUUGAGAUCUUCACGAGAUGAGACGCACGACUAUGCGAAACACAAAAAAUGAUUAUGAUCUCAUUAUAUUUUUAUAAACAAAACGAAAUGCUGCCGAAACACGCCGAACUGCUGUUUUCAUUGUUUUCGUUACACAAAAAAACAGCCGGAUUUUCACCGCAAGUCAAUAAAUAUUUUUAA